This is a messenger RNA of Schistosoma bovis, 5082 nucleotides long. The record is from the annotation of a GenBank genome assembly. NCBI's taxonomy places the organism in Eukaryota, Metazoa, Platyhelminthes, Trematoda, Strigeidida, Schistosomatidae.
GUAGAUUGUAAACUUCUAAGGAUUGAUUUAAAAGGUUUUGCGAAGUGUAUUAUGGACGUGAAUCAAAUAAAUGCUUUGAAAUAUCACCUUUCAUACUAGGUUUCUUGGCUAAUAUUAAUUCAGUUAAGGUUAGUUAGCACUGACAUGAGAAACGCCAUCAUUUGAUUUAGAUCUUGCAAUUGAAAAUUUAAUAAUAGUAAUAUAAAUUUUCAUGCUUUUCAUUUAUUAGUGAUUAUUUUUUAAAGAAAAUGGCCGAUUAUAAUAGACCACCACCAAUCAGAUCUAUGCCGCCAAUGCUUCGUUCAUCACCAUUUCUAGGAGGUAGAUCACUGCCAUCGUUACCUGAACAUAAACAUUCUUCAUGGAAUACUCAAUCAUUACAAGUAAUGCCUGUAUAUAGACCAACAGUGUCAACAUCAACUGGUGAGCAAAUAGUUGCACCGGUUCUAAAUCAUCAGUCAUUGCUUCCCUUGCAGCCAAUAUUACCAUCCUGUUGGUCGAAUGCUGGACGUUUCCCACCUAUUCACUAUCCUCCUCCUGCUCCUCUCGAUUAUUUGUCUAUCCCACAACAAAAUCAAAUCCCAACUUAUGAAAUUAUAAAAUCUACUGUUAAUUUUGAGUCAAUUUUAAAUUCAUGGUUAAGUUAUUAUGAACCAAUAUUUACCGAACGAAGACAAUGUAAAGAACAGAAUAAUAUACAACUACCGAUGUUUAGAAAUAUGUUGGUUAAAUGGUCAGAAUUAAUUCAGAAAAUGCAAUCAACUUGUAAACAAAAUGAAAUGUCUUCUUCAUUAUCAUUACAGAAUGAACUGAAUACUGUUCAACAAUACUGUACAAAUCCACAUAUUGUCAAUUUAGUGAAAAAGAAACUUCGUUUAAUCCACAAGAAAAGACGUUAUCUUAAACGUAUACGUGAUCGUAGACAAAAUUCACAAUUACAAUCAUCAACUUGUUCUGUAAUUGUACAAUCUACAACUGGUAGUAUACUUGAACGAAUAAAAUCAGAUAUAUCAUUGACUAUUGAACAAUCAGGUGUUCAUGAUGAACAACAGAUCAAUGUAGAUAACCAUACAAACAAUAUUAUUGACAAUGAAUCAAAACAUAAACUGUUUAAUCUUAAUCAAGAAAAUAACAAUCAUCAUUUAAGCCAAAUGAAAACAAUAUUACAUAAAUCUAUUGAUGAAUGUCAAACACGUUUAAGACUUUUGGAUAAUUUAGAAAAAUUACGUUCAGCACGAUUAACACAAGCUGAACAACAAGGUGGACUUUUUCCUUAUCAACUCAAUGAAAAAUUCAACUCAGAUGUAAAUGAACUAAAAGAUCAAUUAUCUGUUCAAAUCCAGAAAUUGGAAUCAUUAUAUUCAAAGGUUAAAGAUGCAAUAAGAAAUGUUGUAAAUCGUCAAUCCAAAAGCAACUAUAAUACAGUAUCUCGAACUGAAGGUAAUUAUUGUAUUCAUGUGCCCAAUUUACCAAAAUCAAUAAAAAUGGAACUUUUUGGAAAUUACUCUGCCAAUAAUUCUUCCAGUAAGUAUCUUGUUUACUUUAUAACUUUCUUAUGUAUAAUUCAUCGGAAUGAUUUUUAAAUAUAUAUUUAUCCAUAUUACUCAAUUAUAACAAUGUUCACUAAUUCAAUAAAGUGAUUCAGUAUUGAAGAGAGCAACACAACAAAAAAGAUAGUUUUAAAAUGUUUCUUGUAAAUGAUUAUAGGACAAUUGACUCAUAACGGUUUACAUUUUACACUAUACAAACAGUUGUGUAUUUAGUAUUCAUAUCCCCUAUGAAAUAGUCGUAGCGUAUAAUGAGACGAACUGCCAGUAAGUGUGCUCUGAAAAUGCUAAUUUCAAAAUACUAGUGAGAUAUAUAUAUAGCGCCGUGUUUGUUGAGGGUUAGUAAAAAUACUUAUCUAUUUCCGUAUAGGUGAAAUUAUAGUAUAUAGACGACGUUAAAACACUCGAGACGGAUUUUCACCUGUCUUCUAACCGAUCAGAAAACAGCCUUUUUAAAUUAAUAGUUUAUAGAAAUCAAAAUAAUAGUGCCGACUUUAAACCGAUUUAACAUAAUUAAUGAAUUAAUUAAUGUUUUCUACAGGUUACUUUGUCUGUAUAUCUAAAAAUACAAUGACAUAUAAACUCAUCUUAAUGUACAUUUAUUAUCUGGUUUUACUGAACGGUUAAAAAGGACCCACAUUAUUCCUAGUUUGGUUUAGGUAAUUAGGGUAAGAGCUCGUGGUUUAGGAUUACGGUUUUUAAGCAUUGUAGUCACAUGGAUGAAUGAAUUCCGCCCAAAAAUAUAAGAGACACUGUCUGAUUAACUCAUCCAUAAAUUGUAGUGCCAUCAAGCUAAUAUUUGUUGCAUAAUCAAUGGUUUAGGGUUAGGAAUUAGGGAUAGUAUAUAUUUGCAUAUCAAGAGAUAGAACUAAGCGCUUGAUACGUUCAACACUGUAAUUUUUAUUCUAUGACUGCAAAAAAUAAUUUUUCAAUGUUUUGAUCAGUAUGCAAAGGUAUUUUAGAUCAUAUUUAAAAAGUCAUAGCAAGUUCUACAUUACCUGUCAUUAUAUGUUAGUGCUGGGACUGGAUAGAAAUGACGACAAGUGGUUAGUGUAUGGUUUGAUACUGUGGUAUGAAAUCUAGUUGUAUAAGCCUAGCAUAUAUUUGUUUGUUAAGACAACUCUGUUGGUAUCCUACAGAUCAUGGAAUUUAGUGACAUACAAACUUAGCAAUUAUAGACUGGUAGUGGAUGUUGUUGUAAUCUUUCAUUGAAUCCUAGAUAAAUAUGAAACAAACUCACAUCAAUGAAUGAUGUUGUGAUUGUAUUUCCAGUUGAGUUGUAUCUUUCAUUAAUUACUACUUUAAUUAACUCAUUUAUUGAUUGGUUGAUCGCAUGACCCUUUUUUUUCUUCAUAAUAUUAAUAUUCCACUUAUUGUGGCUUAUUAUUGGUAGCAUACUUCACUAAAAGUUCAACUAGAAAAAUAAUCAUUGAGAUGUUAAGACAUUGGCCAAAUACAAUUAUAAUCUCUUUCGUUUAAUCAAGUAAAUACUAGUGAAAUCGUAUACAUGUAAAAUGUAUCUGAGUGAAGUAAUUGUAAACACUUGAAAGCAAAUCCGCUUGAUAUUGUUUGGCUUGUAUCUUCCCACUGAGGUUUAAGACUGCAAUUGAUCAGUCAUUACACAAGCAAGUGGCUAUCAGGACUCAGUAGCUAAGUGGAUAAUGCGAUGGCGUUUAAAGCGAAUGGUACUGGGUUCGAGUCCAAAAGUGAACAUCAACUCUGGGAUCCAGGUAGAUCCAGCUGACGAGUCCCAAAUAUGAUGAAACGUGCAUCCUGGAUUCCACUGCUGGCCACUAUCCAUCAUUGCUUACAAAAAUCACCUAUCUCUUUUUCAAUUCAACUAUUAUAGAAGGUUCUUCCAGUAAUGAAUAGAUUUUAAAUUUCUUGUUGAAAAUCUGGAAAAAAUAAUACAUUUGUUAAUCGUAUACGUUUUUAUUAAUUUGUAAACAAAUCCAUGUAUUCAGUGUAUUUGUUUACUAUUGUAAAUAAAAACAAUCGUACUGUUACAAAUUAUCUUGUUCAGUAUUUGUCUACUUAAAUAGUAUAAUUAAAUUUUAUAAAUUUAACAACAGAAGGGGUUUUGUGGAUAUUAUAGUAAUUUUAAUAGAUGAGAUCAUGAGUUAAUUGAGGCUAGAUUACCAUAGAAAAACUGAAAGCACUGGGCAGCUGUUUCUUGAUACUAUGGGAUUCCUCGGCAGUGCGCAUCCACUAUCCCGCCGCCUCUCGAGAUUCGGACCCAGAACCUAUCGGUCUUGCGUGUGAGCGCUUAACCUCUAGACCAUUGAACCGGCCGGCAUCCAACAGUGUUAAUGUCCAGCUUCAACUAAUCCACCACACCCACCGUGAAUUUAUUUGUUGUAAUUUGUUAGUUUUGAACCUAUUGUUCAACUUUCAAGUUGGAUUAAUAUUUCAUUGUGUAUACUUGAUUCGAACUAUGCAUAAGUUUAAUUUUUUUUUUAAUAUAGAGAUUCCACAACGUUGGGAACGUUUUUAUCAUCAAGCUGAUUAUAAUUUCUGUGAUUUCAUACGAAUCAGAUAUGCUUGGGAUAAAUAUCUUAAGAUGGAUAUUCCUACUAAUGAAAAUGUAUUGGAUAGUUUAACUAGUUUACAAUUGCCAAAAUGUUGGAUUUUACCUCAAAUGAACAAUAAUCAUCAUCAAAACAUUGAUCCGAAUAACAAUCAAAAUAGUAAUAUUCAAACAAAUAAUCAAGAAACUAAUGAAAUUGACAAUAUAAAAGAGAAAUGGAAUAAAUAUCUUAGGCCAAUUCCUUAUUGUUACACAUAAUUUGUCUAUUUCAUCUUUUAUAUUGUACAGUUUAUUCAAUUGACUGUUUCAUCGGUACAUUAUGAAUAUUAUUAUCAUUACAAUAAUACUGUUGUACGUUUGUAAUAUUUUGUCAACUGUUUCCCUUUCUUUUAGACAUGUACAUUAUUCAACUGAAAUUCUUCCUUCUUCUUCUUCUUCUUCUUCUUCUUAUUCCUCAAAAGUAACUCUAAUACAAACCAAUUAUGAUUUGAUGAUAAUUAAAACAAUUUACAAAUAAACUAUUGUGUUAUUCAUUCAUCCAUCCAUCUAAUCUAAUGAGUGAUUACUAGAAAAAGUAUGUUUUAUUAUGUUCAGUUCCUAUGCAAGAAUAAUUCAUUAUAACAAUUAUAGAAUACAUUCGUUAUGCAUAGUAAAUCAUUGAAUGAAUAUUAGACUUUCAAAUGAUCAAAAAUAAUGAAUAUAUCACUGUUUUAAACUAGCGCCAAUUUUACAUUGUUUUAAUUCAAUCAACAAUUUUUGUUGUCUUUCCAAUUGAAUCUACCAAUUCGUACAGUGUAUUAUGUGAUCAAAGUAAACAGGGACUAAAUUCAUAAAUCAAUUAUUCAUCUCUAUGUAAUAAAAAUUUUUAGUAGAAAAACUUAAUACAAUAUUAAAGGUGAACACUUCCUAAAAGUAAACAUUAGCUACAACGUAGGAUCAGCCACAUAUAUGCAUCGGUCCAAGUUGCACAACAAGAUGAACACUGAAUUCAUAGAAGUAGUCACUUCA